Molecule: messenger RNA, 1955 nt
Organism: Hirundo rustica (Barn swallow)
Lineage: Eukaryota; Metazoa; Chordata; Aves; Passeriformes; Hirundinidae
Gene: CCDC102B
Product: coiled-coil domain containing 102B
Exons: 7
Coding region: 367-1485 (372 amino acids)
Source: RefSeq, a predicted model, not a curated record
UUUAUUUUGUAUAAAUGACUUGUACUUAAAAGAAAAAUGUGGUUUUAGUUUUGAUAAUGCCUGACCAAUGAGAGUCUUUUUCAAGUUACUGUGGAGUGGCCUUAAUGCUGUAAAUAAUCCAAUUGGCCAAGUCCCAGUACAGUGCAGAUGAGAAAAGGAUGCAGGAAAUUCUGUUGUUUACACGUGUCUGUUACACUGAGAAGCAAGAGGAGCUCAGCAAACUCAGACGGUACAGAUUUGGGAUCAUCUAUCCAUGCUGAAAAGUGCAGGGAAAGUUCAGCCUAUCAUAAAAUGAUUAGAAGCCUAAGAGACCACCAGUUUUUGCACAAGCCUACUUCAAUUAUUACAGCUGAGAGAAAUUAAAUAAUGAAUCAAAACAUGAAUUUAGACUCCAUUCAGAAACAAAUGGAAGAGAUAGAGGUUUUUGGGACCCAACCAACACAACCUGAUAAAUUAGAUAGGUGUUGGCAACCGGGUGACCAUCGGUGUCAAUCGAAUCUUCCAUCUCAAAGUUUCUACCCAAAUUCGCCUCAUUAUGCAUAUACGCAUACAAGUUACAGCAGUGACUGGGAAAUUUUUGAAGCAGUAAAAAUUCAGGAACUGGAGGAAGUCAAAGCCAGAGCUGCCCAAAUGGAGAAAACCAUGCGCUGGUGGUCAGAUUGCACCGCUAAUUGGAGGGAGAAAUGGAGCAAAGUUAGAGGAGAAAGAAAUAAAGCACGAGAGGAAGCAAGACAAUUGAGAAUUAAAUUAGACAGUGUCAUAAAAGAACUAAGUGUGCUUAAAAAAAUAAAUCAGGAUUUAGUAAGUGAGAAGGAAAACUUAGCAAAUGGAACUCCUUGGAAAAAGGAAUGCUGUUGCUCAGAAAUAUCCUAUAUUAAAAAAGACCAAAACCUGUUAAUGUUUCUGGAAUCAGAACCUCCAAAAGACCUAGACAAAAUCAUCAAAAUUCCUGGAGCAGAAGACACAAAAAAGGAUGUAAACAAAGACCAAUGCAAUGACAAUAAAAAAUUCAGCCCAAAGCCUCCUGAUUUCUCCCCCAAUGGACUUCCCAGCAUCUAUUUGGAGGAACCUGAAAUAAGUUUGGGCACUACAGCUAAGACAACAGAGAAUGGUUUAAUACAUGUAUCAGUCUUAAACUUGCGUUUGGCUGAGAUGAGGAAAAUCUUACAGAAGGAAAGAGAAAUGAAUGUAUUUCUGGAGAAAGAAAUGGAAAAGACGGAAAAUGAACUAUUUCUUUGGAAAUGGAAAUAUGAGGAACUGAGACAAAGCAAGCUGGAAAGCCUGAAACAGCUGGAAAGAAUGCAGUGCAAGAAUGCCUCUGACUGGGGACAGAGAGAGCAACUAGAAGCAGAAAAACAAAGUUUGGAAGAAGAUACCAGAAAACUAAAAAUGAAGAGUAAAGAGGUGGAAGAAAGUGAACACAGGAUUUGGGACCAGACAAAGUUCCUUGUCUGCUGUUGGAGAUUCUACCAUGACAGUGAGUGAAGAUACAGGAGAACAUCACAAAGCCCUGCAGCAACAAGGCUAACAGCAAAGAGAGGCAAAUGUUGUUCAUAUAGACAUACAAGAAAAUUUUAUUGAAGAGUCAUAUAUAUAUAGGAAUACUGUAUGCAUUGUUUCAAUGUAUUUCUGAUUUUUUUAUAAGAACCAAGAAAAAUAUGCUAGAGUCAGAGUGCACCUGUUUAGAAGUUAUGUUGGCCACUGUCAUUCCUUUCCAGUUGUUCUAACUGUUCCCUUCCAAAGCAAAAGGCAGAUUUUAAUUAAAUUGUCCAAUAUUUUACCUUUGAGGAAAAGGACUUCGGAAUGUGCAUGGCAAAUGUGAAAUGUUCAUAUUCUGUCCUGGGAAGACAUUGAGUCUGAAAUAGAAGUCAGUGGUUUGUUUCUUGGUUUGCUUGUGUGUUUUACUUUCAUACAGCAGUGGGAAAAAAAAUCUGUAUCACGGUACCCCCAGUUCU